Molecule: messenger RNA, 969 nt
Organism: Aspergillus puulaauensis
Lineage: Eukaryota; Fungi; Ascomycota; Eurotiomycetes; Eurotiales; Aspergillaceae
Exons: 2
Coding region: 1-969 (322 amino acids)
Source: RefSeq, a predicted model, not a curated record
AUGGCUUUUCGAUCACACCUCCUUGCGCUGCUUGCAGCAGCUUUCCUGUGUCUGGGGUUGUGCGCUGCAAGUAGUGUCCCUACGCAGGGGGGCAUACGCUCGGCCAUAUCACCUCCCUCUCUCGACGAAGCGCUUGAAACAGUACAGCUCUGGAAGCGUCGAUCACACUCUUCCCCCAGUCGAUGCGCCUCUCGAAAAUCCAAGACCAUCCACAACGAGAACGGCUAUGGCGGCUACUACGCUUACGAGCAGGGCAGUAAAAAGAGCACCAUAGGUGGCACCACCCCCGACGGCUCCGGCACAGCCCCCCGCUUCGACAACAGCACCGGCGCCUUCGUCACUCUCGCCGAUGACGCCGCCGCCAACAACGUCGCGAACGACAAGCAGAAGUACCUCAGCUACCUCGGCGGCGCCGCCGUGCCCUUCAAGUCCGGCAACAAAUCACCCAACGGCGUCACAGCCAAAAAGCUCGACAACCUCGGCUUCAACACCGUCGACGAGAAUAACGUCAAGAACGGCGACUGCGCUGUCCCCAGCACCGCAUACGGAUACCAGUACGAAUCCAAGUACAAGCUUUCCACCGGCAACGUUGCAGUCUACUGUCUUUGCGAGCCGUCCGGCCUGUGCGGCUGCGACGACCACCACUCCAACUCCAGCUUUGUCCCCGCCAUGCUCUCGGACAUUGGGAUGGGCACUGAGGCGCAGAACAUCUCCAAGGCUUGCACCAUCUCGCUUGAUGGCGCGACUACUAUCCUUGUUGAUGGCGGGUUGUCGAAUGGUUCAACCAAGGCUGACCCUGCUGCCCCCGCUGUCCGCACUCGCAAGAACACGUGCGCUGGCCGUGCUUUGACUGGCGGGACUGACGGUUCUGACAGUACUGACGAUACUGGCGCUGCGGCAUCUUUAGCUGUGAAUGGCUGGCUUGUUGGGACUGUUGCUCUUGGGAUGGCUUCGCUUAUCUGGUUAUAA